UCCCGACGGCGGGAACUUAACUCAGACAGGGAGCUAAUCCCGGAUUCCUCUGCUUCCCCUUCUACUUUUGGCUUCGGUUUAAUCCUUUUGGGUGGCCGUCAGCGGAGCGCGAUGGUUCGGGGGCAGGAGCGAGUGGUGGCUUUGGCGGAUAUGGACUGUUUCUAUAUACAGGUGGAGCGACGGCUGGAUCCCCGUCUGCAUGGAAAGCCGUGUGUCGUGGUGCAAUAUAAGACGUGGAAAGGUGGCGGGAUAAUUGCUGUGAGCUAUGAAGCACGUGCUUUUGGAGUUAAAAGAAACAUGUGGGCUGCUGAUGCCAAGAAGUUAUGCCCAGAUCUUGAGUUGGCUAGAGUGCCAGAGGCCCGUGGCAAAGCAGAUCUCACCAGAUAUAGAGAAGCCAGCAUAGAGGUGAUGGAAGUGAUGUCACGUUUUGCUGUGAUUGAACGUGCCAGUAUUGAUGAAGCUUAUCUGGACUUAACACAAGCUAUACAGGAAAGGCUGAAAAAGAUGGAGGGUCAACCUAUUUCAGCAGAGCAAUUGGGAACUACGUAUAUUCAAGGAUUCCCAAAUAGCCUUGAAGAAGAAGAAAAUACGGACAACAAAGAGGAGAUAAGGCAACGUGGUGUGUGCCAGUGGCUCAAGUCAUUGCCUUUUGUAGAUCCCAGCAAUCCAGAAUUGCAGCUGACAGUAGGGGCAGCGAUCAUGGAAGAAAUGAGGGCUGCAGUGGAGUCUGCCACUGGAUUUCAAUGUUCUGUUGGAAUUUCUCACAAUAAGGUAUUAGCAAAACUGGCCUGUGGCCUCAACAAACCAAAUCGACAGACUCUGGUAUCCCAGGGGGCUGUUCCUCAGCUCUUUAGCAAGAUGCCAAUCGGCAACAUUCGCAACCUUGGAGGGAAACUAGGUGCUUCUAUUACUGAAUGUCUCGGAGUGCAAUAUAUGGGAGAGCUGAUCCAGUUCAGUGAAUCACAGCUUCAGACACAUUUCGGAGAGAAGACUGGAUCCUGGUUAUAUGAACUGUGCAGAGGAAUUGACUUUGAGCCUGUGAAAGCUAGACAAUUGCCAAAAUCCAUUGGUUGCAGUAAGAAUUUCCCUGGAAGAACAGCAUUGGUUACCCAGAAGCAGGUGCAGUAUUGGCUUUUGCAAUUGGCCUUGGAGCUGGAAGAAAGAUUGAAUAAGGAUAGAGACCAGAACAACCGGGUAGCUAAACAAUUGAGUGUUGGGAUCCAUUUGCAGGGUGGUAAACAUACCAAUAUAACACGCUGCUGUGCCUUGUCCCAGUAUGAAGCUCAAAAAAUUAGCAGAGAUGCCUUUGCACUAAUCCAGAACUGUAACACAGCAGCAGGCCAGCAAGCAACAUGGUCUCCUCCUGUUACACUUCUUCAGCUCUGUGUGAGCAAAUUUACUGAGGCUUGUACAGUAUCGUCUGUGGAUAUUACUUCCUUCCUAACUAAUAAUAGCCAAUGUACACAACACACCUCCACCAUUACAGAAAGCAUGAAUGCAAAGUUCCUUGAAAGUCCCAAAAAGGAGACCAGCAAGAAGGCAGUUAAUGCUAUUGAAAUGCUCUUUCAAAAGGCAGCAAAAAGAAAACAAGCCCAGGCUAUUGCUGAGCAUUUUGUUCCUGGUGUAAAUGAUAUCAUAGUACCAUCAGCUACUCAGGUCAAGGAUUCUCAAAAUAGCAGCCAUGUUUCAGAAGGCUUAACGGAAACAAGCAACCCAAACGUGAUGCAGAAACAGCAGUUGAUGGAGCAACCUUUGCAAGACACCACUUUGACUGGUGAAGGUUAUGCAUCAUCUUCAGAAAUGAAAAUCCUUCCUGGUUCAUUUAAAGAAGAAAACGUGCAGACGGCUCCUGGACUUUUGCAGGAGGGAGCUGUGAGUUUGGCUGAUCCCUCCUCAAUGAAUGAUUGCUUGUUAUGUGAGAAAUGUAACCAAAGAGUGGCAGUGUGGGAGUUCAGUGAACACUUAGAUUACCACUUUGCUGUAGAACUGCAGAAUUCUUUCUCGGGGUCUAACUCCUUCAGAUCAGUUCAAUCUCUUGCCAGUCCAAUGAAGGAGAAAAAUAAAUCAAGGGAACAGAGAACCACUAGUGCCAAACGACCAAAGCAAGAUGGAACGAGGACUUUAGAUUUCUUUUUUAAACCAUUGCCACCAUAGUUGCGCACUUGAGUAACCGGUGACUUAGAAAAUGUACUUUCUCUGAUUAACUAAUCCUAAUAAAUUAUUCCUUAAAACGUAAUCUUUCUGGGAGCUAAUAAAUGGGGAUAAAAAUCUGUAAUAAAAGGUAUGCUGUCUGCAGGGCCUUCUGUUACUUUAUUGACAAGAUGACAAUGGACAACGUGACGAUGAGAUUACGUUCUGCUAAUAGUUCUGUAGUUGUCCCAUGGCUAGUUUUAAAAUGGAGCUCUGUAAGUAAGAAUUUAUCUGCUAUCUAUCAUGUAGAAGAUUUGCUUAUUUCAAAAGUCUUGCAUUCAUGUAGAGGUUCUAAGAGCCAGAUUACAGUCAAGAUUACAAUGAGUGAAAAUCAUAAGAAACCUUGAUAUCAGACAGCACAUAAUUUUGGAUUUGAUUUUGAGACAGGAUUAAAAUCUAGACUUGCCACAGAUGGUGGAUUUCAACUUCUAUUAUCCUUUCCUAUUGGUUCUGCUAGCUGGAUUUGAUAGCAUUGAGGAGUCCACAACCUUUGGAAAACAACAGUUCAGUUCUUGCUCUCUUGCAUUUUUUAAAAUUUCUUAAGAACCUUUCUAUAUAUUUUCUAAACUUAUGUAAAAAACCCUGUAUUAUACGUUCAUUGGGGCCGCAUGCCGAAAAAGGCAAACUUCUGGGUUCUAGUACGCAUAACAAUCAGCUGGCCGGCAUGCAUGCUGGUUUUUGGCACUGCCAUACACAAGCAGAACAGCUGAUUGUUGUGUGCGCAUGCGCUCCAGAAACCCAGAAGACAAAACAGGCAAGGCCGCGCAUGCCACGCAACAUGGCUUCGCGUGCUAUAGAUUCGUCAUCACGGUACUAGUGUAUAAAAUCAGAGCAAAUCCACUCCCUACUAGUAUUGAUGAUAUUACCUAGUUUGGUAUUGAAACACCUGUAAGAAAACAACCAAAUUUAGAGAGCACCAAAAAUUCCACAGUUCAACCCUCAGAUACAAAUAUUCUCUUCUAUAAUUUGUUCUUUUUUAUCUAUGACAAAAUUGCACAAUGGGAUCAUCUUAAUUUAAUUAAAAAUAGUUUACUAUUGGAUUAAUCAGAGCUGUCAAACGUCCGGCCCAGAGGCCAGAUGCGUCAUGGGCUGUCCACAUCCACGGCUAGUUUAGCAAAGGGGGAAAAAGUCCCGAUGUUACUUGACGCCGUCGUGAUGAUGUGAGUUUGACACCCCUGGAUAAAUACUCUCUCAUUAUUUUGGAUCCACUCAUUAGGAAGAAGCUGUUUAUAGCCUUUGCAGUAUUUUGAUACUGCAAGAGGUAUUUAGAAUACCUCUUGGCAUUACAAUAUAUGCAACUUAAGUAUUUGUUAUUUAUUUGAAUCUCAAUCUGUUAAUACUGCAAUUGUCAGAAGAGCUGGAAGAAUCAUCUAUGGGUCCUAAACCAGUAAACCUUCUUUGUAAGAGGUUGAAGGAAAUUGGUGAAAUUGAUAUUAUUUACAUGAUCUUUUAGGGACGCGGUGGCUCAGUGGCUAAGACGCUGAACUUGUCGAUCAGGUCGGCAGUACGGCGGUUUGAAUCCCU
Thamnophis sirtalis is the source of this 3714-nucleotide messenger RNA. RefSeq names its product DNA polymerase eta (gene POLH). The record is from RefSeq and is a predicted model, not a curated record. Gene Ontology annotation, molecular function: damaged DNA binding; DNA-directed DNA polymerase activity. Lineage: Eukaryota; Metazoa; Chordata; Lepidosauria; Squamata; Natricidae. Gene Ontology annotation, cellular component: nucleus; site of double-strand break; replication fork. Gene Ontology annotation, biological process: error-prone translesion synthesis; response to radiation.